AUGAAAUCAAUCAGAAAGAAAUGGAAAUAAGGUCGUUUUUAAAGAAUAUAAAACGUCUUUUCUUAAAAUAAAUAAGAUAAUUAACAAGAAUAAAAUAUUACUCUUUUAGAACGUUUAUAAUCUAAUCAAUAAAACAUAAAAGAAAUCGCAGUAAUAACAUUAGCAAAUAUAACCCACAAUACUCCAUAAAACAUUUUAGAUAUGUGUAUAAAAGAGCCUAUAUUAAAAGAACUUCUUAAUAUAUUAGAUGAACAUAAUGAAAUAAUAAUUAUAUAUGCUUUAAACGCAAUUACUAAUUUAUUAGGACUAGAAUACCAUAUUAAAUUAUAGAAUAAUAUUGAGUUAAAUGUUUCUUCUUUUUUUAUUGAAAAAUGUCUUUUAGCAAAAUUGGAGAAAUUGACUAUUUUGGUAAAAAAUCAUAUUAAUUUAUAAAGUAUUUCUAAUGAAGAAAGAACUAAAAGCUUAAAAAUAAUAUAAUCUAUAUUCGAACUUUUAUCGUGUUUAUGUGAAAAUGUAUAAGAAAAAUAUUUAAGGAUUAUUACUGAUUCUCCUUUAUCUUAAGUUUUUUUAAGAGAAUGCAUUGAAUAUAUAAAAUAUGCCGAUAAUGAUUUAUUAAAUGCACUUUUAGGUUAUUUUUAAAUUUAUUCUGAAUGCUCUGGGUUAGUUUGCUAAUAAAUAAUCGAAAAUAACUUUUUAAUGGAAAGUUUUGCAAGGAUAUUGAAAAGAAAUAAUAUUACAGAUUUAAAAUAUUAGGCUUAAGUAAUAAGUAUAUUAUAUAAUGUACUAACUACUUGCGAAAAUAAACUAAAUGAAGAAUAUUAGGCUAUUUUUAAUACUAUGUGCUAGUUUAUUAUUUAAACUUUGAGUAUAAAAAUAUUUUAUGAAUUAAAUAAUUUAAAAGAUAUUAUUUAACAUAAUUUUUAAAGUAUUCUUUCUUAAAUUAAAAAUGAUGAAAAAGAUAUAAAUGAAACUAAUGAAAAUGAAAAUGAAGUAAUAAAUGAUAAUCAAGAAGAUGAUAAAAGCAAAGAAGCUUUAAAAAUAUGGUUAAUAACAGCCGAAGCAAUUGAGCUUUUAAUGGGAGUUUUAGUAAAUAUAUUCGAAAAAGAAUGCGAGUCAGAUAUAUAUGAAGACGAAGAGAAUAUGAAUAGUGAUUGUGAUGAAGAUAUUGAAGAAUAAAAGGAAAUUUAAGUGGUAAAAAGUUGUGAAAAAAAAAGAAUUCGUAGAGAAGAUAAAUCAAUAUGGGAAAGACGUGCAAGUCUAACUCCAGAAGACAUUUAAUAAUUAUUAUUAGAAAACCCAAAUAUAAAAUUUAUAGUAUAACCAAGUGAAACCAGGAUUUUUUCUAAUUUUGAAUACGAAUAAGUUGGUGCUAUUAUAAAAGAGGAACUCUACGAAUGUUAAGUUAUAUUAGGAGUAAGGGAAAUUCCUAGAGAUAAAUUAUUAAAAAAUAAGACUUACUUAUUUUUUUCUGAUACAACUAAGGCUUAGGUUAAUAAUAUGAAAAUGCUAGAUUGUAUAUUAGAGAAAAACAUCCGAUUAAUAGAUUAUGAGAAAAUUUAGGACGGAAAUAAUACCAGACUGAUUACUUUUGGUAAAUUGGCAGGUAUUUCUUCAUGUAUAAAUUUUUUGAGUGGAUUAGGACUUUUUUUACUGACUAAAAAUAUCGCCAGUCCAUUUAUUAAUAUAAGUUUGACUCAUAAAUAUUUCUCUAUUGAACAGGCUUAUUAGUAAUUGAAAAUGGUUUCUAAAAUAUUCCAAAAAUAGGGUAUUACUCCAUCUCUUCGUCCUUUAAUUUUCGCAAUUAUUGGAAACGGACGCUGUGCUUAGGGUACAUUGGAAGUUUUGUAAAAUUUCCCAAUUAAAAUAGUUAGUCCAGAUGAUUUAUAGCUAAUUUGUGCAGAUAAAAAUAAUUAAGAACAUGGAAAAUAUAUAUAUUUCCCUUAUGAAUAUACACCUAUUUUUCAUAAUAAAUAUCUUCCAUAUAUUUCAGUGAUUUUCUAAAAUAUGUAAUGGGAAAAGAAAUUCCCAAGACUUAUUACUGAUCAAUAACUUCAGUAAAUUGUGCCUUUAAAACUGCUUGGAAUUUGUGAUGUUUCCUGCAUGAAAGAAGGCGCAAUUUAGUGUGUGAAAAAAAUCACUACACCAGAAUGUCCGUUUAAUGUGGUGGAUAUUGUAUAAAAUAAAGUAUAUGAUGGACCAGCAUAUAGGAAAAAUGGUAUAAUAUUUCUAAAUAUGGAAGAUUUGGCAAGGGAUUUAGCAUAUGAUGCUAAUCUAGUUUUAGAAGAAGUGAAAAUACUUAAAAAUAAUACUAAAAAAUACAAGCAUUUAUUAGAAAUUAUAGAUUAAUUUUAUAAUGAAUUAGAAGGAUAAAUGAGAAUUUAAUAAAAAACAGGGUUUAAAUUUCCUAUAGAUAAUUUUAAUUAAUUGAUAGAAACAAUAGCAGAAACAAAAAAAUCGAAAGUGAAUAUAUAUUUUUUGUCUUUUAUUUAGAAUUUGUUAAAUCUUUAAUUAUUAAAUUAUACAGCACAUGAUAAUAUUUUAAAUUAUUUAUUAAAAAUUUAAGAAUUAAAUAAAGAACAAGUUCAAAUAAAAGUAUAAUAAACAUUUUUUUUAUUAUUAGAUCCUUCAACAAUAAGUAUAGAGAAUUCAGUUUUUAUUGAAAAAGUAUUAAAAAUGCUAAUUUUAAUGAAGAGUUCUAAAAAUUAAUUAUUAUAAAAUACGUCUUAUAGUUCUUUAGACUAAUUAAUAGAAAAUAUUAUUAAUGAAGUAAUUUAAAAUAACUAAAAAAAUCUAGAAAAAUAAAGACUAUUGGCACAAUUGUUAUACGAUUUUAUAGUUGUUGCUGACGAAUAAAAAAGUCAAUGGUGGCCAAAAAAUAUAAAUGUAGAUAAAGAAAUAGGUUUUUAAGUUAUUUUUUAUGCCUUAAAUAUGAUUAGUAAAAAAUGUUUUCACUCAAAAGAAAUUUAAAAUUUAUUUAAGUUUAAUUUAUUUCCUCUAAUAAAGAAAAAUAUUAAUAUUUAAUAAAAUUCUCAAUAAUUUAUGUUAAGUUUAUAUAGAGGAAUAGUAAAAUCAAUUAUUUAUUUAGAAGAUGAAUUUGAAUAACUUGAGAUUUAUUUUAAAUUUUUGUAAUAAAAAGAAUUAGUAAUUUCUAAAUUUUUAAGUUUUGAAUGUAUAAAUUAUUUUAUUUCUCAAUCAGAAAUACUUUUUAUGUUUUUAAUUUAAUUAGAUAUUAAAAAAUAAGAUAAUGUAAUUAAAUUUUAUUAAUUAUAUAUAUUUGAUUAAUAAUUUUUAAAAUUCUUAUAAAUAUCUCCUAAAGUUUCAAAAGUAAUUGAAAAUAACGAUAAUGAUAUUGAAUUUCCAUGUAUAAGUCAUUCUUUAAUAAUGAAGGAAUGUCUUGAUUUUUAUCAUAAACUUUCAAUUAGUUUAGAGAUAAUUUUUUCUACGAAACUUGGAAUAAAACUGGGUAAAAAGAAAUAGAAAAGUAGUGCUAAUUUUGAUAUUUUUUAUUCUAUUUUUGAUAUUAUUUGGAAAAAUGUAUAUUAGUCUAUAAAGCUUUUAUUAACUAAAUAGACAGACGAAUAAUAAUUUUAGAAUUUAUUAAAUACCAUUUAAACAUUUACAAAUUUAUCAGGUUCUAUUGGAAAUGUUUCUGCUUCAGAUUAAUUUAUUAAGGCUAUUUGUAACUAUUCAUUACCUAAAAAUUCAGAUAUGACACCUAAAAAUAUUUAGACUAAUAAAAUGGUUUUAAAUAUAUCCCAUUGUUUAGGAAAUUUACUUGAUACUAAUGGAUGGUUUUAUAUUCUUACUUUUUUAUAAAAAAGUGAAUACUUGUAUAAUAAAAAUAGAAUAGCAAGAGAUAAUACUUAAGAAGAAUAAAUUAAGUUAAGUGAUAUUUAAAUAUUGUAGAAUACAUUAGAUUAUUUAUUUUAAAAUAGUGCAAAUUACGAUAAUGAUCAUUUAUUAACUUUUAUUAAUUCUCUUUUUUCUAUUACUUUUGAAUAUAUAUCAACUGAAAAUAAAAUACUUUAGAAAAAAAAUAAUGAUAAUUCUUCUGUUUUUAAAUAAAAGCAUAGUAUUUUUUCAAUUUAAAAAAUUUAUGAAACAAUUAAGGUUAACUUAUAUAGAAUAGAUAUAUUAUGGGAUUUAGUAUCAGCUAAUUUCUUAGUAUUAUGUACAAAUAAAAAUCAAUACUUUCGUGAAAAAGCAGUUGAAAGUCUCGGUGAUUUUAUUUUGGAAGCUUUUUAAUUUAUAGCAGACAGUUAUAAUCAAUAAAUAUAAGAAAAUAGCGAUAAUAAUUCAAAUAAUAUAAGUAGUAAUAGCAGUAAUAAUUCUAGUUAAGAUUAACCUGAUAUUAAAUAAUCUUAAAAAAAACCAAAAUAAAGAGGAAAUAAUCAUAAAUUUAAAAAUAAAGAAAAAUGGACAAAAGAAGAAUGGCAACAUACACUAUUUUAACCUUGGAUUGAUGUAAUAAAAUGCGGAUAUAAUGAAAGUAAAGAAGUUAUAAUGAAUAAUAUACUAAAGAUUCUAUAAAAUAAUGGACAUAUGAUCAAUAAAAAUGGAUGGAAUCAAUUAUUGAAUAUUCUUAAUAAAAUAUCAACUGAUUCAGAUUAAAAUUAUGUCUGUCGAGGAAUCAAAUGUAUCGAACUUUUAGUCAAUCAAUAUCUUUCUAAUUUACAUCAUUCAAAAUUAUCUAAUUUACUGAAAAUUAUUGAAAAUUUUAAAAAAUACUCAAGAGAUCAUUUAGUCAAACAUUAAACAAAUCAAAAUUAAAUUUAAAUGCUUACAAAGGAAGAAUUCGCAUAAUUAAUGUAGUCUAUUCUUGAAAAAUUACUUUUCUUAUGUACUGAUCCACAUGCAGAAGCUAGAAAUUCUGCAUAGCACAUAUUCUCGUCGUUAAUUGUACAUAAUUUUACGAAAUUAUAAAGCAUAGAUAUAUUAAAUAGUAUGGUUUGGGAAAUGGCUGAGAAUGUUCUUUUAAAGUUAAAAUAGGAAAUGUAAAAAAACUAAAACGAUAAAUUAGUUUAUUGGGAAGAAACAGCAUAAAAUACAUGUCAACAUCUAUGUAAAAUAAUAAAAAGAAGUGUAUAAUUACACGAAAAACCCGAAAAUGAUAGCGAAAUAUAAAACAUACCCGAAAUAAUAGAUAGAGUAAUGUAGAUUUUCUUUAAAUAUAUAUAAGUUAAUUUAAGUGAUAUUUCUGUGGAAGUAAUAAAAUCAUAUAGAGAAAUAUUUAAAUUAAGGCCAUUUAUUUGUAUAUAGAAUUUUAAUAAUAAUAAUAAUUUUGAGAAUUUAUUAGUUUAUUUAUAGAAAUAAUUUAGUUAUGUACCUAAUAAUAUUAAAAUUAUCAAAAAUAUAUUCCAGAAAUUAAUCCCAGAAUGUAUUUUUAUUUUAGAAGAUUUUUGUUUACUUUCUAUUGAAAAUAAUAAUAAUGUUUUUUUAAAUAUAUAUAAAUCUCAUAUAGGAAGUGUUUUUUAACUUUUUAAUUCGAUUUUAAUGUAUUCUUAAUUAGUUAGUGAAGAUAUUAAUAUGAAGUAGUAAAAAAUAUUUUUCGAUGAAAAAUAAUAUGUCGAACUUUUAGAAAAAAUGUCCAAAAAUACACAUUUAUAGUAAGAAUAUAACCUUUUUUUUAAUAAAUUGAUACAUUUGCCAGUUAAAUCAAUUGUUAUAGAUGGACUAAAAAGAAAAUUUAUACCUGUUAUCAUUAAUCAUAUAAAAAAUGGAAAUAAUAUACCUUCUUAAGUUAUUAUAGAACAUAUUUUUGCAAUUCAGAGCUGUAUUUUAGCUAAAAAUAGUAUUGAAUAUAUGGAGUUAUUAAAUAAUAUUAAGCAAAGGCCUAUAUGGGCUAUAUGUACUGAAAUAUUUGUUGAUAUAGUUAACUUUUUAUUAGAAAAAAGUUAAGAUUUAUACCUAGAAAUUCUCUAUAAUAUAAUAUACAAUUACUUUAUGAAUAAUAAAUAUUCAAUUAAUGAUUUAAUAAAAUACUAUACACCAGAUUAAAUAAAAGAAUAUUUUGAAGGAGAAAGAAUAUUAUUAGAAUUAAUAAUGUAUAAGCUUUUGCCAAAUGUUUCUAAUGAAAAUAUAGGUAAAUUCGCAAAUAUUUUAUUUUAAAAUUCAAAUUUAAAAAUGGAAAACGAAAAUGCGAUUUCAUAAUUUAAUUUAGAAGAUUUAGGUAUACAUUUUAAUAAAAAUUGUCUUACUUUUUUGUGUAAAUUUUCAUCUUAAGAUUCUAUUUUAUAAAAUUAGGAGAAAAAUAUACUCUUUUUACCCUUUUUUUUAAAUAGGUGUAGAAUUAUAUUGGAUAAUUUCGUUUAAGAGUAAAAAACAUUAGCAUCAGUCUCAUAUAAAGCAACGAAAAUAAAAGAUAUAGAUUUUGUCUUAAGUUUAAUAAAAAAUUUAAAGAUAUAUCAUAACUCUUUUAAGAUUAUACAUAAUAAUGGUAUUUUCUAAUAAUUUAAUUUACCUUUUGAAAUUUCUAACAAUAAUGCUUAUUAUUUAAAUAGUUAAUACGGACAUC
Messenger RNA from Ichthyophthirius multifiliis, 6514 nucleotides. RefSeq lists its product as hypothetical. Gene Ontology annotation, molecular function: saccharopine dehydrogenase activity. The annotation marks the transcript as partial. Lineage: Eukaryota; Ciliophora; Oligohymenophorea; Hymenostomatida. The record is from RefSeq and is a predicted model, not a curated record. Gene Ontology annotation, cellular component: cytoplasm. The transcript has 16 exons.